Messenger RNA from Coccidioides immitis RS, 1722 nucleotides. RefSeq lists its product as uncharacterized. Gene Ontology annotation, cellular component: DNA replication preinitiation complex. Gene Ontology annotation, biological process: double-strand break repair via break-induced replication; DNA replication; mitotic DNA replication preinitiation complex assembly. Gene Ontology annotation, molecular function: DNA replication origin binding; single-stranded DNA binding. The record is from RefSeq and is a predicted model, not a curated record. The transcript has 2 exons. The coding region runs from base 61 to 1551 and encodes 496 amino acids. Lineage: Eukaryota; Fungi; Ascomycota; Eurotiomycetes; Onygenales; Onygenaceae.
CAUCAAAUGACUGUUUCAUUCCCAUGAUAUAUAAUUGCUCUGCUCUCCAGUAAUUUGACAAUGGCAACCUCCGCUGGUUCACCCAUCGAACAGCAACUGGCUUCUCUCCGCUCCGAGCUAAAGGAGUGGGAAAAGGCGUUCUCUGACGCAAAUGAAGGCCGAAAAGCCACGCGAGAAGACAUCAAAAAGGACGCCGCUAUAGCUGCAAAGUACAAAACUUAUUCACGACUUCGAUCCCAGAAACCAUCGUCUUGUCUCGAUAGAAGCACUACGGAUCAUAAUGCAAUCUCCCCGGCACGCUCCCAAAAAAAGCGCACGUAUCCUUUUACCGACAGCCUAGCCGGACACGAAAGCUGCGCGUUUGCGACUCCUCGAAAAGUUGCAAAGCAUACCUCCGCGCCUCAACACCCGUCUCAUCUAGAUCCAUACGAAUCACCCCCAAAUGUUAGAAGAUUGCUUAGCCCCAAUGAACCAAACAUUUCUCCUAUACCUCUUCGGGCAGCCAUUGGCCCUACUCCUCAGCGCGAUGGCAAAGUAUUGGGGCUUUUUGACUUGCUCUCCCCAUCGAGCCCGAACACAGCAGCUCCGUCGUCUAGACAGAAACAGUCGACUCUCAUCGAUGCGACGGCCACGCCAUCUCCUACUAAAAAGAUGCAAACUCCCAGUAGAGACCAUGGGUCUGCUAUCCGCCCACGAAGAUACUCAUUAACACCAGUUUCAUCGGCGAAGAAAUUCUAUCUUUCGAAAUUUUUUGGGACUCCAAGCACGAUGCGAUACGCCACUAUUAUAGAAGCAGACGAAGGGAAUGCCAACGUCGGAGACGAAGUCGCUUCUCCUGCUCAACCCACUCCAUCGCGGAAAACAAACGGUAGCGAAUUAGAGACACCCACGUUUCUGCGGCGGAGGAGCGUUUUAUUUCCUCGCACAACGAACAAUGGGAAGGGUAAAAUCAACACCACCAGCCCAAUUGCUGUACGGAUGCCGCAGAAAGUGGUGGGUAAAGGGCUUAGCCAACUCGUGCAGGGGCUCCGUGAUCUAGAAGAUGAAAUGAUACAGGACGAUAUGGACGCGCUCCGUGAAGCCGAAGCUGCGGAUGCUGAGGCAGGUAAGGUAUUUGUCAAAGACAGUCAGGUUCCAGACAGCAACUUGGACGCCCCAGACCCAACGAAUACCCCCUCGAAACCUGAAAGAUAUUGGAAGAAGAAAGGUCAAAAGAGGACUACUAGGUUGGUUUAUAUGCGUCCUGUGCGCGCGAAGCCGCGGCAAGCUCCUGAAUUUGCCAUUCCUGAGGAAGAUAGUGAGGAUGAGCUGGCUACCGCGGCCGAGUCUCAGGGUCCUUUUUCCGCUGGCGGAGAUAAUCUGGAUAGUGAGGACGAAGGUAAUACCCGUUCUAAAGAUAAGAACAACCAGGGCGGGAAAGCAAAACAGAGCGAGAAUAAAUUUGUCCAAAAGGUGCGAAAAAUUAAGGCGGCGGCGCAUGCCAACUACAGGGCGCUCAAGAUAAGGAGUAAAAAUGGUGGUGGCAAGGGACGGUUCGGUCGUAGGAGGUAAGGGCAUGAUGUAUUGCUUUCCGAGACUGGGUAAUAUUGACCGGCAGCGAGAACCAAAUGAAAAUAGCAUGGCAUAAUGAGUCUACGAAAUCAUAGUUCUGGAAUGGUGCAUUGUUUAUAGGUAGCGCUGCUAUUGUUCGCUAUAUAUAAUUUAUUCAUUUAUGCAGAGUGU